This is a messenger RNA of Apiotrichum porosum, 693 nucleotides long. RefSeq lists its product as uncharacterized. The coding region runs from base 1 to 693 and encodes 230 amino acids. The transcript is spliced from 4 exons. The record is from RefSeq and is a predicted model, not a curated record. Lineage: Eukaryota; Fungi; Basidiomycota; Tremellomycetes; Trichosporonales; Trichosporonaceae.
AUGACAGACGUAUCCGCCACCCAGGCCAUCCGCCGCACAGCAGAGACAAUCGCAAACUACCUCUUGCAACAACAUGCAGCAGCAAGCAGCCGAGGCGCACCAAACCGCCCUUUGCUCGUAUCGAUGCAGGGACCACAGGGAUGCGGCAAGAGCACACUCGCAUCCAGUCUCGUCACGGUCCUCGAAGAGCGUGGUCUCAACGUGCUCGAGCGCAUCCGGAGCGGGCCGCCGCCGUCGUCGUCCAACCCCAUCCUCCUCCCCGUGUUCGACAAGAGCCAGCACAACGGCUACGGCGACCGGGCAGCGGCGGCUGUCAAGCUCACACGGCCGGUGGACGUGUUCAUCCUGGAGGGUUGGAGCUUGGGGUACGGCUCGCUCUCUGACGCGGCGGCGCGCGAACGCUGGUCCGUCGGUCGCGUGGCGCAGCAGCACCCUUGGGAGUCGUUGCUGCAGAUCAAUGCCAACCUCGCCUCGGUGCAGAUGGCAACGGACGCCAACUUUGAUUGCCAUGUCGCGGAGCACAAGAUGAAGGCCGCCAACGGCGGCAAGGGCAUGAGCGACGACGACGUCAAGUCGUUCAUUGAUCGGUACAUGCCCGUGUACGAGGUGUUUGGCGACGUCAAGCCGCCGCGGCCGACGCUGACGUUGUCGUUUGGGAGUGAACGUGAGGUGCUCCAGGCGAGCGAGGCGUAG